GGCGUGUUAAAGCAGAUGCAGGUCCAUUACUUGGGUGAAGUUGUGGUGAGACGGCUGUGAAACACAUUGCAGCUCACAACAGCCCUUUAGUCUAUCACAAAGAUGCAAAGGUGGGUUGUGAUCUGUUGGGCUCUCCUGGCUCUGGUUGGUGCUGAUGAGUGUCCAGAUGGAGGGAGAUGUGAAGAAGGUCAAACUUGCUGCAAAAACCCAGCUAGCGGCUAUGAAUGUUGCCCACUAGAUCAGGCUGAGUGCUGUGAAGAUCACAUCCAUUGCUGUCCUGCUGGCACACUCUGUAAUACAGCCACAUCCAGUUGUGACAAUGCCACUGUGUCCAUCCCAUGGGUAGAAAGAGCCUCUGCUAACCAACCCAAAGUCUCCAAAUCCUUUAGGAUGAUCAAGUCAUAUGUGGGUGAGGACGAUGAUAACAUCUGUCCUGAUCUGUCACGGUGUCCGGCUGAGUUUUCCUGUCUGAGGGCUUUGACGAAGUUCGGCUGUUGCCCCCUAGCUCAGGGAGUCCCCUGCUCUGAUGGCAAACACUGCUGUCCUGAGGGCCACCAGUGCAGCAUCGACUGCCGCUCCUGCAUCAAAAAAGAGACUGUGAGCACAGUUCUGUGCAAUGACAGCGUGUCAGAGUGUCCAGAUGAUACAACUUGCUGUGAAACUCCAGAAGGCAAGUGGGGAUGCUGUCCAAUGCCAAAGGCUGUGUGCUGUGAUGAUAAGACACACUGCUGCCCUGAGGGGACUUCAUGUGACAUUGCACAUAUGAAAUGUAUUUCCCAAACUACCAAAAAAGUGAUGCCAAUGUGGGCCAAGUUCCCUGCCAGGAUAAGAGCAGACUGGGAGAACAAGAAAGAUGGUGAUAAGGUGACUGCUAAGGAAGCUGGUGAUACUGAAAAAGAAAAAAUUCCUGAAGCGACCACAGCCAAUGAGGUUCCUCUAAAAGAGGAAAAAGUAUCUGAGUCAUCUGUUGCUAAGGCAGAUGAAGUCAAUGAUGUCCCUUGCAAUGAUACAGUAGCCUGCAGUGAUGGCACCACCUGCUGUAAAACCAAAGCAGGUGGCUGGGCCUGCUGUCCUCUUCCUGAGGCUGUCUGUUGUGAAGACAUGGUACACUGCUGUCCAAAAGGUAAGACAUGUAACCUUGCUGAGCAGACCUGCGAUGAUAGCAAAUGCUCUGUGCCCUGGCUGGAGAAAGUACCCACAAUCCCAAGGAAAAACGUCCAGGUACAAGUAAAGGAUGUUCCAUGUGACGACACAACAGCUUGUCCUGAUGGCACCACCUGCUGUAAAACCCAAGAAGGAGGCUGGGCCUGCUGUCCUCUUCCAGAGGCUGUUUGCUGUGAGGACUUUAUACACUGCUGUCCAAAAGGUAAGACGUGUAACCUGGCUGCACAGAAAUGUGAAGAUGGCUUGAUAUCUCUGCCCUGGCUGGAGAAGAUACCUUCAAUCCCCAAGAAGAAGGUCCAGGUACAAGUAAAGGAUGUUCCAUGUGACGACACAACAGCUUGUCCUGAUGGCACCACCUGCUGUAAAACCCAAGAAGGAGGCUGGGCCUGCUGUCCUCUUCCAGAGGCUGUUUGUUGUGAGGACUUUAUACACUGCUGUCCAAAAGGUAAGACGUGUAACCUGGCUGCACAGAAAUGUGAAGAUGGCUUGAUAUCUCUGCCCUGGCUGGAGAAGAUACCUUCAAUCCCCAAGAAGAAGGUCCAGGUACAAGUAAAGGAUGUUCCAUGUGACGACACAACAGCUUGUCCUGAUGGCACCACCUGCUGUAAAACCCAAGAAGGAGGCUGGGCCUGCUGUCCUCUUCCAGAGGCUGUCUGUUGUGAGGACUUUAUACACUGCUGUCCAAAAGGUAAGACGUGUAACCUGGCUGCACAGAAAUGUGAAGAUGGCUUGAUAUCUCUGCCCUGGCUGGAGAAGAUACCUUCAAUCCCCAAGAAGAAGGUCCAGGUACAAGUAAAGGAUGUUCCAUGUGACGACACAACAGCUUGUCCUGAUGGCACCACCUGCUGUAAAACCCAAGAAGGAGGCUGGGCCUGCUGUCCUCUUCCAGAGGCUGUUUGUUGUGAGGACUUUAUACACUGCUGUCCAAAAGGUAAGACGUGUAACCUGGCUGCACAGAAAUGUGAAGAUGGCUUGAUAUCUCUGCCCUGGCUGGAGAAGAUACCUUCAAUCCCCAAGAAGAAGGUCCAGGUACAAGUAAAGGAUGUUCCAUGUGACGACACAACAGCUUGUCCUGAUGGCACCACCUGCUGUAAAACCCAAGAAGGAGGCUGGGCCUGCUGUCCUCUUCCAGAGGCUGUUUGCUGUGAGGACUUUAUACACUGCUGUCCAAAAGGUAAGACGUGUAACCUGGCUGCACAGAAAUGUGAAGAUGGCUUGAUAUCUCUGCCCUGGCUGGAGAAGAUACCUUCAAUCCCCAAGAAGAAGGUCCAGGUACAAGUAAAGGAUGUUCCAUGUGACGACACAACAGCUUGUCCUGAUGGCACCACCUGCUGUAAAACCCAAGAAGGAGGCUGGGCCUGCUGUCCUCUUCCAGAGGCUGUUUGUUGUGAGGACUUUAUACACUGCUGUCCAAAAGGUAAGACGUGUAACCUGGCUGCACAGAAAUGUGAAGAUGGCUUGAUAUCUCUGCCCUGGCUGGAGAAGAUACCUUCAAUCCCCAAGAAGAAGGUCCAGGUACAAGUAAAGGAUGUUCCAUGUGACGACACAACAGCUUGUCCUGAUGGCACCACCUGCUGUAAAACCCAAGAAGGAGGCUGGGCCUGCUGUCCUCUUCCAGAGGCUGUUUGUUGUGAGGACUUUAUACACUGCUGUCCAAAAGGUAAGACGUGUAACCUGGCUGCACAGAAAUGUGAAGAUGGCUUGAUAUCUCUGCCUUGGCUGGAGAAGAUACCUUCAAUCCCCAAGAAGAAGGUCCAGGUACAAGUAAAGGAUGUUCCAUGUGACGACACAACAGCUUGUCCUGAUGGGAGCACCUGCUGUAAAACCCAAGAAGGAGGCUGGGCCUGCUGUCCUCUUCCAGAGGCGGUCUGUUGCGACGACCAUGAACACUGCUGCCCCUCUGGCACUACCUGUGACACGGCCACCUUGUCCUGUAAUGGUGUUUCAAGCUCAACACCCAUGAAACAGAAGAUUCCUGCUUUUUCUGCCACAAUCCUCAAAGUGGAGACGACAACCAACAGCCAGGUUACAAGCUCUACAGAGACCGAUGAGGGCGGAGCAAUGACGACACAGGAGAAGGAGAAUACAAAAGUAGAGGCCAUGAUUAAGUGUGAUGCCCACACCAGCUGCCCUCAGCACACCACAUGCUGCUUCAUGGCCUCAACCAAAAAGUGGGGCUGUUGUCCACUGCCGGAGGCGGUGUGCUGCAAGGAUGGAGCCCACUGCUGUCCCACCCACUACAAGUGUGAAGAGAGAAGGACUUCGUGCAUCAAAGAUGAAGUGGUGAUCCCGUGGUACACAAAGAUUCCAGCCACCACAAGUGCUGAGGCUCAUUCCACCUUUGUGGAUUGUGAUGGUGUGAAUCGAUGUCCUGAAGACACCACCUGCUGUCAACUUUUUACGGGCGAGUUUGGCUGCUGCCCGCUGAAAAAUGCUGUGUGCUGCCCAGAUAAGGAGCACUGCUGCCCGCAGGGAUACACCUGUGACAUCGCCUCCAUGUCAUGUCACAAGCUCAUCAUGCUGCAGCUGGAGACGGUCCCACUGACACCAGUCUAUCUACCACAGCCUGAGUCCCUUCCUCCAAUAAAUCAGAGAGAUGUCAAGUGUGAUGACCAGCACAGUUGCAAAGAUGACGAGACCUGCUGCAGGACAUCUUCCACCACCUGGGGCUGCUGUCCAUCUCCUAAUGCGGUGUGCUGCAGCGACAUGAAACACUGCUGUCCCACCGGCUACACCUGCACUGAAGCUGGAUCCUGCACCCAGAACUCUGGGCUUCACUGGUACAACUGGCAUGUUUUCCUCGCCAACAAGAAGAGAGCUCUGAUUCUGUGAAAAAAUCCAUAUGCACUCUAAUGUAUAUCUGCAUACAAUGCACUAAUGGAAGUUAACAUACAGGGAUUUUUAAAUGAUUUUAAGUGAUUUUAAAUGUUUUGUUUUUUGAGAAGUGUGGUCAAUGGUAAGGGAGAUGCUGAACAGCUGAAUUGCACUAAAGAGAUAUGAUGAUCUGUGAGCUUGGAGUUACAAGUUUCUAUCUGCAUGCAUGUAGUUGACAUCAGAUACAAAAAAAUAAAUUACUAAAGUUGUAUCAUUAAAAAAACACAAAACAAAAAGAUAGAUCCUUGUUAUUCUAAGUACACACAGUUUGUUACUUGAAAACUGUACUCCAAAUAAGAAGAACACAACUUAAACACUCCACAGGCAAUAUGAUUUUACACCCUGUCUGUCAUGGUUGUUUCUGUAUGUCCUGCUGCAGCUGCCUACACUUUACAAAGUCCACUUCUUUAUCAAUAAUCACUCAUAGCUUGGGGCCUAAUUUACAUACUAUCUACUAUAGUUUUGAAUAAGACAGACUGCUGUCUUAUUCAAAACUAUGUUGAAUGAGCAGUGCGGUUGAUAACUGUUACAUUUUUACUUGCUAAUACAAUCGUAGAGCUUUUUUGAGUGUGUAAAUUAGUUGGAGGUACCAUGUCUAAUGGUUUCAUUUAUCAUGGACUUGUAAUCUUUAUUGCGUUCACCUUCUUUUUGAUUUCCUGUUUUUUUUUUUAAGCAAAAUAAAUAAUUUUAUGUUUGGUGCCUCUUGGGGAAUUAAGAUUUCUCUACAGUUAAUCAAUAAACAAGUAAUGUCAACAUUAAAAUGACACUGACAUUCA
Messenger RNA from Melanotaenia boesemani (Boeseman's rainbowfish), 4814 nucleotides. It is a transcript of the gene grna, whose product is annotated as granulin a. Lineage: Eukaryota; Metazoa; Chordata; Actinopteri; Atheriniformes; Melanotaeniidae. The transcript is spliced from 21 exons. The record is from RefSeq and is a predicted model, not a curated record. Gene Ontology annotation, cellular component: extracellular region. Bases 103 to 3996 code for a protein of 1297 amino acids.